AUGGCCAGGGAUCAGGUGACCCAGGAACCCUUCGCCCGAGACAUAAUAGAACAGCAUGUUCUGACAAAGCAACUGGGCUCUCGCCCAGGAGGAGAUGCCAUCGGCCCCCCGAACUGGCAAAGUUGCCCCGAGUUGCCGACAUCUGCAGAAGUCAUGAAUGCAGAGCCUGGUCAUUUACCCGAGAACUCGAAGGACGUGCCAACAAAGUUGCAGUACCUCGAGAGCCAGUACUGGCUCACGAGAUUCGAAGGAACCGAGCUGCUCCGCCGAGCGGUGAAUCACAUCCGCGCGUGCCCUAACAUGAUGGAGGACUCUGAUUUCUACAUCUACACCCAAGUUCACGUGCAAGGGUAUCUCUUCACAAGGUCCGGCGCUGCCUGCCGAAUAUCGUUUUCCACGGAGCGAUCUCCCUCAAAGGUCCUCUGGAGACACUCUAAACGCCUCACGCCGCAAACGUUGGUUGCCCUAUCGCCACGCUCAGACAAUUUCAAGACUCAAUGCUUUGUUGCUGUCGUUGCAGAACGGUGUUUGAACGGCGGGGUUGAACCAAAUUUCCAGGCUGGAGAAGACGAGAACACGCCGCCUCGAAUCGACAUUUUCUGGGCAAAUCACGAAGAUGCCAUUCUUGAUCCCUCUGUUGAUCUCAUAAUGGUCGAGGCAAAGGGGGGCUAUUUCGAGCCCAUUCGCCAUGCCCUAGUCGGCCUUCAACACGCUGCCUUUUCCGAAUCCAAAUUCGACAAGUACAUUGUUGAAGGGUACGAAAGAAGUUUGCCGGCAGCAUACUUUCAAGAGGCUAAACAAUCUGUCCAUAUUCCGAUUGCUGCGUCGCAAUUCGACUAUUCCCAGAUGGAGGCGUUUAACUGCAUGACUUCUCGUGAGCUUGCCAUUGUCCAAGGCCCUCCUGGAACAGGAAAAACAUUCACUUCAAUCGUCGCAAUCCAGAGCUAUAUCCAGACUCUGCAGGCCAACAAAGGAAAGGACGAACCACCAUCCCUUGUCGUCGUUUCAGCUCAGACAAACCAUGCUCUGGACCAGCUCUUGGAGCGAUGCAUCCAGGUUGGAGCAAAUGUUGUACGUCUCGGGGGUCGGUCUAAAGUGGCUGCGAUUUGCGAACGCAGCAUGUACAACCUCGAACAAGGCUCAAAGGUCAAGGCCGGCCCUGCCCAAGGAGAGAACAGUCGGAAAACCACUCUCCGCAAUCUCAGGGAUGCACUGUCGAUGUGUUUUCCAGGUGGCCUCAUCAGUGCAGAUCAUCUUUACCGUGAAGGGCUCCUUUCAAAAGAGCAGUUCGACUCCCUUCGUGACAAUGAUUGGGAGACAGCAGCGGUACAGCCGUCAGUCAAGGUCGACAGCCCCGAUGGCCCUGAUAACCCCAAUGACACAGAGGAUACCUUUGGUGGUUCAAUAGCUGCGUGGCUUGAAGAUUGUGUCGAACAAGAUCAGACAUACGUCUAUCGCCCCCCACAAGGUCAAGCCGAAGUCACACCAGAUGCCUUUGAGAGUGGGCACGAAUAUCAGCCCCCAGAGGAUGAGGAUGAAGAGCGAGAGCGCCUGAAGGGAGAGUUCAUUUCCACAGAGUUUUACUGGACGGGCUCAGUGCCAGGCUCUAUGUCAAGAAAUUCUGCUUGGUACUAUCAAGGUUGCAAGUAUCUGCGCAAGUACUCGGAUCUCUACCAAGUCAAACCGCCUCAACGUGGUAUGGUUUACCGAUGCCUUCGACAGCAGCUUAUCGAAAAGAUAACUGGGCAGUUUCCCAAGCUCCUCCAGGUCUACCAAAAUGCCUGCGAUGACAUCAAGAUCAACAAAUGGGGCCGACAGGUCAAGGUCGUUCAGCAUGAGGGCGUUGAGGUGCUUGGAUGCACAACCACUGGGUUGACCAAGUAUCGCGGGCUGAUCUCGGCAAUGAAACCUCGUAUUCUAAUGAUUGAGGAGGCCGCAGAGACUUGGGAGGCAAACAUCACAUCAGCUUUAUAUCCAUCUCUUGACCAGGUGGCCCUUGUCGGCGACCAUCAACAGCUGGUGCCAGGAGUCGAUGUCUCGGAGUUAAAACAACACCCCUACAAUCUCGACGUAUCUCUCUUCGAGCGGUUGGUUCAUCUCAACCUUCCAUAUUCAAUGCUCAAGGUCCAGCGACGCACGAUACCCAUCAUCAGGUCUGUCGUCAAUACGUUUUAUCCCGAGAUAGAGGAUCAUGAGUCUGUCAAGGAUCCACGCAUUCAUCCACCAGUUCCUGGAAUGGGUGGGCAGAACCUUUGGUGGUUCCAGCAUCAAUGGGGCGACAGCCAAAAUGCGGAGCGCUCUUACUACAAUACGAACGAGGCAGCGAUGAUUGUAGGGUUCGUCAAAUACCUGGUGCAGAAUGGGGUGCGCCCGUCCCUGAUUACAGUGUUGACCUAUUACAACGGUCAAGUUGCCGACAUCCUCAGCAAGCUCAGAAGGAGCGCGACACUCGCCAACUUCAACCCAACCAAGGAGUGGUCUGUCAGAACUGUCGAUGGCUUCCAGGGAGAGGAGAAUGAGAUCAUUAUUCUUUCACUAGUCCGAAGCCCAGCAAGUCCUCACCAUCGCCCCAGGGCCGGUUUUGUCGAGAACGAAAACCGUGCUGUUGUCGCGACAAGCCGUGCCCGUUGCGGUAUGUACAUCUUUGGCAACAGUGACAACCUCCUCAGAAGCACCCCUGAAAGCGCCGAAACAUGGCAACGAGUCUACGACAUCUUUAUCAAGGAGGGAUGCAUUGGGUACAAGCUGCCAGUGGCCUGCAAGAAGCACGACCGCAUCACUGAAAUUGGCCACCCUGCUGAUUGGGAGACGAUUCCAGGAGGCGGGUGCAUGGAACCCUGCGGCGAGACAUGCCCAGAAGGCCACCCAUGCGAAGCGAUAUGCCAUGCCGCCAACGAGGCACAGGUCAGAUGCCGAGAGAUGUGCGAGAGAAUCCUACCAUGCAACCACAGGUGCGGCUCCUUCUGUGGAACCCCUUGCGAAUGUCCUCGUGGAUGCAACAAACCCGCUCUCACGGAAGUGGACAUGCCACUACGGCCACCUCCUACAAUAGCAGCUGGAAACCAAGCAGGUGAACAACCAAGCUCACGUAACGAGCCACCUCGUGGUAGAGGGGGGAGAGGAGGGAGAGGCGCCCUAGAUACCCAAGGCGCUCCUCGAGGUGCUAAGAAGGGAAAAAGGUUCAGAGGUGGUGGUGGAGGCCAGCAGUCACAACCUAUGCCCAUUUCCCUUCCCAUCCGAGAGCAAUCGACGCAGGGGACCCAAGGCCAAGUCCAAAAUCAUCAAGACGAGCCGACGAGCGAGGAACUGAUGGAAUUUGGCUAUCACGCGGGGAUAGCGGAGCAACAUGUGCAGGUUAAACGGGCAGCCGAGAACCACGCAUCAACUACACUGAUUCCGGACCUUGUUCCAAUGGCAUCAGUGUUCGAGAGCGCUGCGUUGUCAGAGGAAUCUACCUCGGAUAAAUGGAGCCCGCAAAAGGUUAUGGAAAGGGAUAGAGCAUUGCAAUUAUCGUUACAGCGCACCGAUCUCAGUCCGACUCGACGCUCAACCAGGAUUCGGCAAACAUUCUAUCCCACAGCCUUAGACAGCGCAGGUUGCAGGCAACCUAUCGUCACGGAGCACAUCUUUCCUGCACCACAACUUCAACAGAGGCCCAUGACGGUUCGAAGUGAAGCUGGCAGUGCGUAUUCGGAGCAGCCCAGUCGAAAGCAACGCGUGCUCGACAUCGCAGCUGGGUUCGACAUUGCCGACCACUUGGAGAGUUUUAGCUCAACCUCAGGAUUCGACGAUGUGCGACAGUCAAGCCCAGAGCAAGAGCAGGUCUCGGGGGCAGAUAGCCUUCUUAUGCCCCUUAUCCAGUUUGACUAAAGAAAGGAGGGUAUUGGAAACCUGGAAGCUGAGUAUCAGGUUGUCCAAAGGGCAUAGCUAUGGGAGAGAUGGAUUGUGGCGGCUUCUGGAAGAUUACGGGGAUUAACAUUGCUUGAUUUGGGAGGGUGCUAAGGACCUUGUCGUUUCAUACAGUUUUAGGCACUAAAGGAUCAGUCUUGAUGAAACCCAUUUUCUCGCUGGGUGAUGUUGAAUGAUUGUGGAGAGUCG
Messenger RNA from Ilyonectria robusta, 4098 nucleotides. RefSeq names its product P-loop containing nucleoside triphosphate hydrolase protein. The transcript is spliced from 4 exons. NCBI's taxonomy places the organism in Eukaryota, Fungi, Ascomycota, Sordariomycetes, Hypocreales, Nectriaceae. Gene Ontology annotation, biological process: regulatory ncRNA-mediated heterochromatin formation. The coding region runs from base 1 to 3870 and encodes 1289 amino acids. Gene Ontology annotation, cellular component: nuclear RNA-directed RNA polymerase complex. The record is from RefSeq and is a predicted model, not a curated record. Gene Ontology annotation, molecular function: helicase activity.